This is a messenger RNA of Liolophura sinensis, 2603 nucleotides long. Its product is annotated as TM2 domain-containing protein CG10795-like. NCBI's taxonomy places the organism in Eukaryota, Metazoa, Mollusca, Polyplacophora, Chitonida, Chitonidae. The coding region runs from base 476 to 1078 and encodes 200 amino acids. The transcript is spliced from 2 exons. The record is from RefSeq and is a predicted model, not a curated record.
CAACAGAAAACCAAUUUGAUUCCAGUGCCUUUGACGUUACGGCCGAAAAAAAAACAACAAUUUAGCGGGAUAAACGGAGCUAAAUCAGACAGCAGACUUACGCUGCAAGCAGAUAUCUGGGGGAAAUCAUACUCUGUUUAACUGAACAAGAUGGCGUGACUUGUGUUUUCAUUUUUUUGGCUGCUGUAAAAGUGGGCUCACACACAACGAGUUUGCUUUCGAUUUUUGCGUCCGAUUUUUGAUCCGAUUUAGUUUGACGGAAACCAUCAGAAACCAUCAGUUUUUGUCCAUAUUACUUCCGGUAACCUUUAAAUGGUCAUUGUCAGUAUAAUGUCACUGUUACUGUCACCAAAUUGAUCAAAAACUGGCAAACCUCUCUUCCAGGAAGACUUCCCUAAAUAUUAUCGGGAAAAACUGCCAUUCACAACUGUUCAGUGAACAAUGAAGGCCAGGUGACUUAACAGAACCCAGCAGCAUGGAUUUGUUUUUACGCCACCUUGAAGUGAUCGGACUAGUGAUUUUGAUGAUUUGCCGAUUAGGACGUUCAAGACAAGCCGAUGUAGACAUUGAUGUCAACUCUACCUCAACCCUCGACACCAACUUCAGAUGCGUGCAUCUUUUACUGGGACAGUACAUUUGUCACGACCCCGAAAUUGACCCUGAGACGCAGCAGGCUCGGGGAUGCGACCCAAAAACUAGCACAGUUCAAGUGACAUGCACGCCUGCGCCGCAGAUCAUCUGUGAUGGUAUUCAGCACAACGGCACAACCACCGUCUUUCACAAAACUGUACCAUGCAAGUGGACGAACGGAUGCUCCUUCGAAACAGCCCUAUUGCUGUCCAUAUUUCUUGGCAUGUUUGGUAUAGACCGGUUUUACCUCGGCUACCCAGCUAUUGGUUUGCUGAAAUUUUCAACCCUGGGAUUUUUCUUUUUGGGACAGCUGAUUGACGUUCUGUUAAUAGCUUCUCAGGUAGUGAAACCAGCCGAUGGAUCAGACUAUGUCAUAGAUUACUAUGGUGCCGGCCUGAUAAAACUUCUGUGGAACAGUGAGACAGUGGUUAGUCCCUCUGAUCAUUAACACAACUACUGUUGGUGGCAAUGCAUUAAAUGGGAAGACAGCAAAGAGGUGGACAUCAGAAAUACCACUAAAACCUGUAUUUGAAAAUCCUUUUCCUUAUUAUUAUUAUUUUUUUUCAGGUUUUUCUGUUCUUAACUGAAUUAAAUGCAGUCAUGUGUUUCGAUUGUAAGGUGGGCUUUAUUGGGUUGUAUUUGAAAUGCAUAACAUUGCCCGCGUUACUUUUGGAUGCUGUGUUUAAUGCUAUUUCUACUGAUGCUUACUUCUUUUUAUGUUUGAUUUCCCAUUAAAAGUUUUUGUGAUUGAGAGAUAAAUUUUAAGUGGAUCAUGUGGAAAGAUAGUGAUCUUUCUCUGAUGAGCACUGAUUAUGAAGUUCAUUCAUUGGUUGUCAGCAAAGAUGGAAGAUCCCGGGUUAAAGUUCUUGUGUUGAUCAAACUGGAGAACAGAUGUACUUGUAUUAUAAUAUAAAAAUUUGUAAUUUUGUGCAUAUGUCAGUACAAACCAAUUUGGGUCCUAAAUGUUCAAAACAUCCAAAUGGGCCACCACUGUGAGUUCUGGUGAAGCUCAUGUUGGCUUCCUCUCCAGCCGUACAUGGGAAGAUCUGCCAGCAACCAGCCAGUGAUUGUUGUGAGUUUCCGACAGGCUGUGCUCAGUUUCCUCCCACCAUAAUAUCCUAAUGCUGGCCGCUGUCGUAAAAGUGAAACAUUCUUGAGUACGGCGUAAAACACCAAUCAGACAAGUAAAUAAAUCAUCUUAGGGUCACAUUUCAACGAAUGACCCAGUUAACACUAACCUAUGUGAUAUGGCUGCAAUAAUGUGGGCAGGAAUCUUGAACCCUGUACUUGGAGAGUUGCCUGUGGUCUAGUUUGUAAAGGUUCAUGCCUUUAAAACAAGUGUUUAACAGGGAAAUUUGGAUUAUUCUCACCCUGUUUGUGAGGCCUUGGUGCUCAUAAGUAGGCAAUGAAGCUUGUGUGGCCUUGUGCACCAUCUAACAUUAGUUGAAGACUGCCAAUGUGGUGUGCAGAUCUCUAAGUGGCAUGCAGGAAAGCACAUCACUAUGUUGCCAAAGGUUGGUGGUUUACUCCAGGUACUCCAGUUUCCUCCACCUGUAUAUUCCCCACUUAUUGUACAGAAGUGAAAAAUUCUUGGGUACGGCAUUAAACUAUAAUCUAACCAAUACAUAAGCCUUAUGCUAAUACAUGAAAACUUUUUGUACAGUUUCUUAGUGGAGCAAGUUGUCAUCACAACUUUCAAAUGCUUUUAAAGUAUUUUUGUAUUUAAAUUCCUUGUAUUUGUGACUCAGUUAUCAGAAUUGGGUGCAUCUGUCCAGCCAUAUAUUGAACACUUAAAUUAGACUCGGCUGGCUCUCUGGACAUACAGGUAUGUUCAGAUUGUGGUUAUCCCUUGCAAACAGAAAAAGUAUGGUCGACCACUUCGUUAAUGCUAAAGAAAGAAAGCUCUAUCACAGAUAGGUGUUCUUGAAACAUAGGUUUGUAUCAUUUCAGGACCAAAAUAAAUAUUUUAUGAC